UUCACAUUUACGUCUGGUCUCGUCUCGUCUGGUUUUGUCUCCGACGCAACAUCGGAGUCUGAGUUGGACCACAGGGGAACGAAACAGUUUGUGAAGUUAUCGUUAUCGUAAUACACACAUAUAGCAAAGAUGAAAGUCACUUUGGCAUUAGCGACUUUCUGCCUGGUGGCCGCCUGUGCCGAUGCCCAAAAGGGCAGAACCACAACAACCACAGCGACCAAGCCGGGCCGCUUCCUCUCACUGCCCGUGCCCGCCAAGUGCGCCAGCCGCCCCAAGGAGUUCUCCUACCGCGGCAAAAACAUGUUCCUAAGCACCCAUGUGCCCGCUCUGGCCAACAGGAAGGUCGAUUGGUUGGAUGGCCGUAAUCUGUGCCGCGAAUACUGCAUGGAUCUGGUCGCCCUGGAGACCCAAGAGAAGAACAACCUCAUCUUCCGUGUCAUCCAACAGAACGAUGUGCCCUACAUCUGGACCGCUGGCCGCAUUUGCGAUUUCGCUGGCUGCGAGAACCGUCCCGAUUUGGAGCCCAAGAACGUUUACGGUUGGUUCUGGUCCGCAACUCGCGAGAAGAUCCAGGCCACCAACCGCAUUCCACAGGGAUGGGGCUACAACCCAUGGUCGCAAACCGGUCACAAGAAGCGUCCACAGCCCGACAAUGCCGAGUACGACAUUAACCAGACCAAGGAACAGUGUCUGUCGGUGUUGAACAACGUGUACAACGAUGGCAUCGCAUGGCACGACGUUGCCUGCUACCACGAGAAGCCUGUCAUCUGUGAGGAUAACGAGGAGCUGCUCCGCUAUGUGGCUGCCACAAAUCCCGGCAUUCGUCUAUAAGUUGUUUCCGGCAGCUGAUCAAGCUGAAAGCUUCGUAUUGUUUGUGUAAUUUUAAAUCAAAAAAAAAAAAAACUACUUAUUAUAAUACUCCCUGAAUGAGUUUUUUGUAUAAUUUUUUGUUUAAAUUGUGUGUGUACGACGAAUGCAAGACAAAUAGACUUUAGAAUUUAUAUAAUUUCACACACCGAUCUUACCACCUAUAUACACAUCUUUCCAUGCACAUCAGGCACACACUCUCCACUUGGGAGAGGAAUGUCCUCACUUGCAAAACUUCAAAAUUCACACAAAACUAUCCUUUCGAAACUGCCAAUUUUACACGUCGAAUUGUAUUUAUAUUUAUGUAAAUAAUAUAAAAACAAAUCUUAAAAUUGUUAA
Drosophila albomicans is the source of this 1206-nucleotide messenger RNA. RefSeq lists its product as uncharacterized. The record is from RefSeq and is a predicted model, not a curated record. Lineage: Eukaryota; Metazoa; Arthropoda; Insecta; Diptera; Drosophilidae. The transcript has 3 exons. The coding region runs from base 130 to 831 and encodes 233 amino acids.